Benincasa hispida (wax gourd) is the source of this 1150-nucleotide messenger RNA. RefSeq names its product FKBP-like peptidyl-prolyl cis-trans isomerase family protein. Gene Ontology annotation, cellular component: chloroplast; thylakoid. The record is from RefSeq and is a predicted model, not a curated record. Lineage: Eukaryota; Viridiplantae; Streptophyta; Magnoliopsida; Cucurbitales; Cucurbitaceae. Gene Ontology annotation, molecular function: peptidyl-prolyl cis-trans isomerase activity.
UAGUUUCGUACAAGUACAAAUGUGAGGCCGUUAUCUUCCCGCGGACCGCUCUAUUGUUGAGACCCUUCUUCCACUGCUCAACAAUGGCGUCCAUUUCCGCUGCUGGUUCUCUUCUCAAAUUUCCCACUCCCUUCUCCGGGAAGAAGAUUCUAAACACGAGCUGCAGCGGACCUCAUCUCGCUCACUUUCCCCACGAUUAUCAGCCUUCAUCUUCCGGUGAUAGUACUGAGGGAUGUUUCAAGCUAGUAUUUGACCGAAGGGCUGCGGUUUUCUCAUCCUUUGGCCUACUCGCUGGAGCCUUGUUGAAGGUCGCAGAUGAUGGACUAGCUGUGGCAUCUGAGUUUGCUGAUAUGCCAGCUCUUAGGGGGAAGGAUUAUGGCAAGACUAAAAUGAAAUAUCCGGACUAUACUGAGACAGAAUCAGGUCUUCAAUAUAAGGAUCUGAGAAAGGGGGAAGGCCCUUCACCAAAAGUGGGAGAUACCGUUGUGGUUGAUUGGGAUGGCUAUACAAUUGGUUAUUAUGGCCGCAUAUUUGAAGCCAGAAAUAAGACAAAGGGUGGUUCUUUCGAGGGGGAUGACAAGGACUUCUUCAAAUUUAGGCUAGGAUCUCAAGAGGUGAUACAAGCAUUUGAGGAAGCUGUUGCGGGCAUGACUUUGGGUGGUAUUAGAAGGAUAAUAGUACCACCAGAAUUGGGGUAUCCUGAGAAUGACUUUAAUAAAAGGGGUCCAAGACCAACGACAUUCUCGGGCCAACGAGCAUUGGAUUUUGUGUUGAGGAACCAAGGAUUGAUAGACAAGACUCUUUUGUUUGACAUUGAGCUUCUGAAAAUCAUUCCAAACUCAUCAGUUUAACUGUUUAAGGUUGAUUGACAUGUCGCAAAAUUCUGCUUGGCAAACAUGAAGGGGUUUCAUAGGCAACAAAAAAUUGGUGACGAGAAGCUGUGAGAUUCUUUGCGUGUGGGUAUUACUAGUUUAUUGCCCUUAAAAAUGUAUAGAGGAAUCACGUGCACUUGGGUCUGUAUUAUAACAAUUUUCUAUUUACUCCACUUUUCUGAUAUGAUCUUGGUCCCACACAUUUUUGAAGGGAAUAAAAUGGAGGAGGAUAGAAAAGACAGGUACUUUUGCAAUGGAGUAUGAUCUUGUUCUGUCCA